UCGUGAAAAGGGCUUCUGUAGUGGCGCCGCGUCAGAUGCUUAGCUAACAGUAAUAACACGGUAAAACGACGGAUAUUCGGUUCUCGCUCAGUAUUACGAGGCAGUGUGAGGUUGUCAGUAAUGUAUAUUGGUCCGUCGUCUACACUUUGAAGGCUCUCUCGUAGCACUGAUAAUGCUGAAAAUGAAGCUACCGACGAAAACGGGCGAGGAAGGAGGUAACCAAACGGCUAAGAACGAUUCAUUGGAUCGGCCGAAGCACCAACAUGUUCUCGGGGCGGCAUCUCCCUCCGUGGCGUAUGACAAGCUGGGGGACUCGCCCAGACCUCCGGUGCAUCCAGCACAACUGGACAAGGAGAGCGUCUUUGAGUGGUUCGGCCUGCACCUAAACCCUGCUAAGCGUAUCGAGUUCAUGUGCGGGCUGUUGCAUAUGUGCCAACCCCUGGAGCUCCGUUUUUUAGGAUCUUACUUGGAGGAUCUCGCUAGAAAAGAUUACCAUGUUUUACGGGACUUUGAGUUUCGAGCAAAUAGUCCGAGCGAUUUGGGAGUGUUAACGGACGUGGUUGACCCAGUGAUCAGGUCUAAACUCCUAGUCUGCCUGUCCCUCCUCGGGUCUGACAGCAGGGAAUGUGCUGGAAUACUCUUUCGGAUACUCAGCCAUGUCAACCCGGCCUUGUUCUGCAGAAAUUACGACUGCCCCCUCCCUCCAUUUAGGGACUCUCACGUUCACUCGCCGUGUCAGGCCGACAGUAUGUACGGAGAUUCAGAAGAAGACUGCGGCUUCUCUGCAAACGACACAGCCGGAGGACCUCUGGAGCAGAUUGCGCUGCUUUUUACUAUGGCGUCCCUGCACCCAGCCUUCCACUUCCACCAACGCCAAGUUGUUCGGGAACUGCUCGACAAAAUAGAGCUUGCUAUGGAGGAGGGAAAGCGUCAACGCCAGCGUAGAUCAAACGUCCAAGCAACGGAGCUGAUGGGCCAGAAGGGAGAUUACCUGGCCUCUCAAGGGCUUGGGCUAGGAGAGUGUCCAGCCUCCCAUCCACCUUGCCAGAGCCGACGGUCCAGCCGCAGGGCAACACAGAGAGAAGCUGUGCAUAUCGAGGGAAUUGUGCUUAGGGGCAUCUGUCGGAAGAGAACGGACAAGGAAUACAAUUUUGAGGUGAAGUGGUCCGACUCCUCUUUCAGCAAAGUGACCAAAACCCAUUUUGAGCUGGAGAACUUCCUCCUGAAGCUUCCGAAGGAUCAGUGUACGGAGUCCUUUGAGAAGAGCAUCUUGAGUCUUUUGAACCAGGGGGGCCAGUAUGAGAGCAGGGAGGUGGAGAAGAACCUCAGAGAGAGGUUCCUGUCUGCACCUCCGCUGUUCAGGCAGGCCAGGAAGGUCUGCAGCUUCUUCAACUGUGAUUCCAGUUACGCUGCUAAACCUACUUGUAGCAGAUGCAACUGUCAGCUGGGCACAGCCUACCAGGGAGACUGCUCCGAUGCCUCCAGUCAGGAGGAAGGUGAGAAGAAGCAGCUUUCAGAGUCGUAUCUACAGGGACACAAGAAGAAGCACGGGUCCAAGAGUCCAUGCCAGCUCGGUCUGUCGGGUGCCAAAGGCUCCCAGGUGGACCCUCGCAGGGGAGGACACGCCGCAGAGCUCAAUGGGCCUGCAGAGAGGAGGAAGAAGAGCUGCGCACCGCGAAGCAGCCAGGAAGCCGAGCAGCACCAGGACACAGACAAGAGAAGCCACCCAGCCACCAAAACCAAGAGCAGAGUGCUGCCCACAGAAGGGGAGAAGGUGAAGUGCAAGUCCUUUGUGUCCAACGGGUGUUUGGUGGCAGCCCCGAGGAAAGAUGGUGGUUCAUCGUCAGAAAGCUGCAGCUCCCCAUCCAGCCCACAGCACCGAGGACCAGAGAGCCUGGAAAGUGAGGAUGAACACAACAAAGAUACAGAUAGCCCCUGUGACGAGCUCUGUAAAGGACCAGGCUCUGACAUGUUCUUCACCGGCCAGACUGACUCUGCUGUGCUGGCGGAGGCCUCCUUUAGCAGCCUGGAGGGGAGAGCAGACUUCCCCCAUAUUUCCUUCAUGCAUAAUGUGAGCUACAUACUCCCCAACGGAGCUGCGGAUGCUGGGCUCCCAUUGGGUUCACUUCCUGGCCAGAGCAUGGUUCCAGAGGGAAAGCCCUCACCAGGGCCGCUAAUGAUUCCGAUGCCCACACUGCCUCCAGCCGUCUCUGGAAUUGUGGACGACCCGGAGAAGAGGGAUGUUGUCCAAACCUUUGGGAUUCCACCUACUGGACUGCAUCCUGCAGGAACUUCUGCCAUGCAGCCCUUGAUCCAGGGCUUCAAAACGGCUUUGUCUCACAGCCAGGGCGGCACUGACGGAGCGCCGGGGAGUGGAUCUUCACCUGCUGCACCGCAGGUUUCACACCAGGGUCCAAUCAGACCCGUCAGCGUCAUGUCUUCUCCAAUACUAACCUGCCAAGACCCAGCCAACAUCAGCCCGGGCCUGGCCUCUUCUCUACCACAUGUGGAGACAUCGCAAAGCAAGCGCCCAGGCUUACCGUCUGCCCUGCCUUCUCCCUACGCCCUGCCCCCCGUCCCAAUGCCAUCUCUGGGGGCACCCGUGGCCCCUGGACAAGUACAAGCUGCUGUUCCACCAGCUGUGCCCACACACACCCCUGGACCUGCCCCGAGCUCUAGCCCAGCACUUACACACAGCACGGCACACAGCGACUCUACAUCCUACAGUAACAGCAGUGCUUCCACUGGAAGCACCCCGGUCGCUCCUGGUAGCUCUCUCACUCUCCAGCAGCCAGCAGCACCGCAGCAGCUGCCAAUGGGCUGCGGGACGUGUGGCUGUCACAAUAACUGCGGCAGCCGAAGCAGCAGUGUGAGCGUCGCCUCGGGUCAGACGCCUUUAUUCUUCCCUGGCCACCAGAUGGCAGCAGCGCACCAGCUGUUCAGUGUUCCUCCACCGCUCUUCCAGAUCACAAGCCUGUGCAAUAGCAGCUACCUCACCCAGGCUCACCCUCCUCACCAGGCCAACGGACCCACCUCCAUGCCCCCUUACUUCCCCAGUGCUGCUCCAGCACAUCCAUCCCCUUACCUUAACACUCACACCCAAAGUCAUGCAGAGGUACCAUCGCACAUGCUGGCCACGCAGGCUACAGCAGUGGUAGCCGCCAGCUACAGCCUCCAGCAGCCGAUGGCUCCAAACACUUCGUUCUGCCACCAUGUCUACCAGCAUGUGUACCCUCCCCUGGGGAUGCUGCCUCCCUCUCUGUUGGGGGGAGGUGGCGUCAAUAAGAAGAACGGGAACGUGUCCUGUUAUAACUGCGGUGUGAGCGGCCACUUUGCUCACGAAUGCAACCAGCCCUCCAUUGACUCCACACAACAAGGUGGGUUCCGGUUAAAGUACGCACCGUCCCACAUCUCAGACGGCCCUGACAACGCUGACUGAAGAACACGAGGAGGAUGGAGGAAGUUCCUGCGACCUCGUUUCCAUGGCGGCAGCCUCUUCCCUGGGAGCUGUUUGUGAGCAGCGUGAUCAAGCUUCUGUGUUCGCCACCGCAUCCUCUGAACAGGACCGACCUGCCAAGGGCUCCGUGGACAAAGCCCGAGUACUCGUGCCUGGAAGAAACCUUCAUCCCGUGGGGAUUACUCAUUGCACACGCAAACUGUCCAUGUGACUCGAAGCCCCACCCCCUUUCAGUUGUUUUUUGAUAUUUUUGCACUGAGGGUCGGAAAUGAUUAACUUAUUAAUUCUUAGGAAGUGAAAGCUAUUUUGAGGAUAUUUAGUUUUAACAUUAAGCGGAGCCUUCGGUCUCGACUGGGAGCUUCUUAAACACUUCUUUGUAAGAGCGUAUUUAUGCCUUUUCUUAACUGUUCACGAUUUUAUUGUACAGCAGUUUUCAAAGACUACGAAUCAAAGAUGGAUUUUGUUUUCAAUUUUGCUGUAAGGUUUUUGAAUGUAUGUUUAAAGAGGAAGCUGAUUCAGAGUGGACGGAUCUCACGCAUUUUUGCCACUUGGUGUGUUUUUAGUUGAAGGGUAAUUGCUGCUGCUUUGUAAUUUAAUUUUCUUAUUGUUUUCCAUUUUUUAAAAGUUAUUUUUUUUGGUCAGAUGCACUAUAGAGAAGCAGGAGCCACUACAACAUUGUGCACCGGAUACACGUUCACGUAAACAUUUUAUUGGUGUUCAUUUGAAAUCUGCAUGAAUUGGCCAACUGAUCAGCAUUUUGUGUAAAACGUCGUUUCAGGUGUAGAACCAAUUUUGAUGGCUAACAGUGGAAAAAGUUGAAGCGACAUACUGUAGAAAUAAAACUGAGAUUCCAGGUAAUGAGUCAGACCAGUUCUGUUCCAGGCAGCACGUUUGGUCCUCAACAUGUUGCUCUGAUUUAUUUAUUUUUCUCUUAAACCUUAGUAGCUGUUUCCUUUUAGCGUCCAUGCUCGGAGUGUGCAUCAAACUGAGACGUGCUGGCUCGUCGUGUCAGAAAGGCAAACGUGUUCAGUUUACUUCAUAUCCAAGCCCCCUCCAACAUUUUGCAUUAAUUAGUACUAAAGUUUAGGCCACUUGCAUUGUUGGGAAACAUCCUUUUCUCUGCUGUAACCAUGUUCACGUUUGGCCAACUUUAGCUACCCUGUGUUGCCCAAACAUGGUCGAGCAGCAGAAGUGUUGCCUCGGGCCCCUCCUCCAGCGUUACCUGGGCCGGUGUAUUUACAGCAACUACUGGUCUGAGGUGGGUCCAGUUUGAUAGUUUGGCCUGUUGGAAUCGUCAUUGAUCCGGGAAGCUCCAGACCAAUUAUCAGUGGAGUGUUUGAAAGGCAAAACUCGUCUUCUUUCAACCAAAGUUAGCCUUUAAUUUGAUCUACUAAAUGGCAAAGUGUCAUACAGCGUUCCCACGAAGCGCUCGUGCUGUGGGCAGAAGCUGUAACAUGGAAACUGACUUGUAGAGCGCAGACUGGGUGGGUCCAGCCUCUGACAGUUACAGGCUGAACUCAACGCUGUCACAGACACCUGACACUUUCUGGAUUCAACUGAAUCAAUUGAAAAGAUCUACAGUUUUGAUUUCUGAAUAUUUUAAGGUGGACUUUAGAGUUAUUUUGAUGUGGAAAAGCAGAACAGCAGAUUUAAAGCGAUAAAUAUUCUCUUGAGGUUUUUGUGACACAGAUUAAAGAAGGCAAGGUGUGAAUAUGGAGCCCCAAAGUGGUUGAGAGUACAUCAAUUAAUUGUUGAUCAUGUAGAAUAUAAGUGUAAUUAAAGGUGGCUUAAUUCAUAACCCAAUGUUAAGUUUUUAAGGAGGAUCUAAGAUUUUUCUAAUCUGUUUUUAGUUUAUAAUGGAGUUUGUCUGUCGCUGUUCCCUUAUGUUUUAGCUGAUAACUACAACUAUGCCACUACAACCCUGUGGCAUAGACUGUGUACACAAUGGGCCCACCCACUGUGAUAUCACCCACUGGUUAGUGAUGUUUGUUACCGGGCCUCAAACUGGCAGGUGAGGAGAAUCUGUGACACGGCUUGAUGACCUGUCGGUGACACGUCACAACUCGAUAACCAUAGUGGUCGCCCCCUGAUGGCCACUGAGAAUAAUACUGCACGUUUAAGGCACUGGCUUCACUUUUCACAUCAGUCUUUACUGUUCCAAGCAAACUGCUGCCCACAUUAGUCAGUCAGCACAGCUUAGAGUAACUAAUGCUGAAUCUAGCUGCUAGUGUAAUAUUCCUUCGCAGCGCUAACGACUUGGAUAAGGUUAUAAUCUAGUUUUCUGUUUAGCUAACAUUAGCUUAUUAACCAGUGACGUCUGAAGCCUUUUGAGCAGCCAUUCAGAAGCUUGGCAGCUUAACUGAGCAGCACGAGUUGCCUUGUAAAACAAACUUGGUUAUAAAUAAUCAGAGGAGGCUGUUCCCACAUUUCUGUUGAAUGUCUUCAGCACCAUUGCUCCAAGCAGCUAGCUGGCUAUAGUUGAAAGCGGGUGAUGAGCUUGCUUUGACACAUUUUAAUAUUAGAAUUUUAAAUGCAGUUUGACAAAAACAUAAUUCCCACCUCUUCUUUGGGUUCCAUAUGUAACAUUUAUUUAAGCAAUUAAGUUGUCAGUACAAAAUAAACGAGAUCAGUUCGAGAACACUCGUCGCUAACACAAAUGUAGGAUUGUUUUAUUUAUUAAUGAAGACGCUGACGUUUCUGGUCGCCAUUUGAUGCACUCAGGCUGUUCAGUGGUUGUUUUCAGAGCUUUGUGGAUAUGGUGCUUGUUUUUGUGCCGCGUCUGUCCUCCAUCAUUGCUCAGCCUGCUGUCAGUGCAUUAGUUGAUCUAUGCAUACAUGUUUGGAUCCUCCCCCCCCAGAUGUUUUAAAUUGGGUGACAAGAGAAGCAAGUGGUGGCGACGACAAGAUAUUUCAUGUAAAACUGCUGAAGAGAUGCACAAAAACAAAAAACUGUAGAUGGGCUUUAUUCAUGUUUCCCUUUGAAGUUCUUCCUU
Messenger RNA from Maylandia zebra (zebra mbuna), 6449 nucleotides. RefSeq names its product zinc finger, CCHC domain containing 2 (gene zcchc2). Lineage: Eukaryota; Metazoa; Chordata; Actinopteri; Cichliformes; Cichlidae. Gene Ontology annotation, molecular function: nucleic acid binding; zinc ion binding. The record is from RefSeq and is a predicted model, not a curated record.